UCAGUUAAAUUAUAUUAAAACCAAUAAAAAAUUUACAAAGUAUUAAAUUGGUAUCGGGAUCCCUUUUGUGAUAUUUUAUUACACACAUCUCUUCCACUCCCUCACUCUUUGUUCUCUCUCUCUCUCUAUUUCUCUGUCUCCAUUCUUCCGGCGAUGUUCCAACACGCGCCGUCUUUCAUUUCCCUCAUCUUCUUCUUCACCAUCCUCUUACCCGUUUCACCAAACCCGACCCAGACCCCAGACCCGAUCACCGUCCAGCCAUUUCGGGUCAAAUCAUCCCCACCCGCCACCAUACCCGCUUUCCCGGAGCAAUCCGAUUUCUCCGGCUGCCCACUCGAUUUACCAGAAGACCUCUUCCACGGAAUCAAGUCCGCCUGUUCCGGCAAAAAGCUCCACAAGGGAAGAUGCUGCCCCGUGCUAGGCGCGUGGCUUUACUCCGCUUACUCGACGACGGCUCUGAGCCGUUCGAUUUCCGCCGCCGCGAGAAACGCAUCCUCGGCCGUGACGACGCCUGAAGAAGAUAUGCCUUUGCUUCCCGACGACUCGGAGACCUGCGUGGACGGACUGGGGAAAUCGCUGAGAAGGAGAGGGAUUGAGCUCGCGAGGCCGAACGAGACUUGCGACGUCGUUUACUGCUACUGCGGAAUCAGACUGCAUCACUUGAGCUGUUCCGAGGCUUUUAGUGUGGACGAAGAAGGGAGGCUCGUCGGAGACGAGAGUGUUGAUCGAUUAGAGACUGAUUGUUUGAGUGUUGGCCACAACAAUGCGGAUAGAUUCUCUCCUCUCAGUGGCUGUAACAAGUGCUUGAACAGCCUCUAUAAGCUAAACCCAAAGAAAACUUCAGGGACAAGAAACCCAUCCAAGGAAGACAGAAACAGAACAGCAAAGAUGCACAACAAAGAUUGUGUCCUCAUGGGUCUCACUUGGCUUCUCGCUAAGAACCGUACGGCUUACUUCCCAACUGUCACUUCCGUCCUCCGAGCCGUCAUGCUUAACCACGACGGCGAGCCACGGUCAUGUUCUCUCGGCGGAGACGGCAUGCCUUUAGCCGUCGACUCUUCUGAGUUCUCCAACGGCUCGUCCACUUCAUUUCAGUCUCCGCACCACUACUUGGUCCACUUCUUACUUUACAGCGUCAUCACAUUAGUCUUACUAUGGUCGUGGUGACUUACGCUGACGUGGGGUUGAUUUUAUGGUGACGUGGCAUUUCUUAUUGGAUGAAAACAGAACAGUUAAGUGAUAUUCAGAUAGAGAGAAGAGAGUGAGAGAGAGAGAGAGGGGAUUGUCUUUCUGUCUUUGUAAAUUAGUUUUGUUUGUGUUGUCGUUGUUGUUGUAGCCCAUUUUAUUAUAAAAUCGUAUUUGCUUUUAUCAAAUUCAAAUUUUUAAAAAUUGUCAAUUCACAGUUUCAGCUGUAUUUUCGGCCGGAUCAAAUAAUACGAGGGCGCAAUCUCAAAUAAGUUU
Thlaspi arvense is the source of this 1461-nucleotide messenger RNA. Lineage: Eukaryota; Viridiplantae; Streptophyta; Magnoliopsida; Brassicales; Brassicaceae. The record is from the annotation of a GenBank genome assembly.